AUGGCGACCGUCUUUAACCCGCUCAAGGACAAGGAUACUUCCUUGACCUCUGCUUCUUCCAUCUCAAGCGACAUUCCCGCACUCGGAGUAGCGCCUGAAACUAAAAGCUCAUGGUUCAAGAGAUCGACAUCAACUUCAAAGGACGCAAUCGCAACACUACCGAGUGUCUUUGAUGAUCCAGAUACGGCGGAUAAAUACCAACCUCCAGAUGCAUGGGAAAACCGCCAUCGCUUUGACCCGCUAUUCCGAUGGACAUGGGGAGAAGAAGCCAAAGUAGUCCGUAAAGUGGACAUUUACAUCAUGUUGUGGGCAUGCAUCAUGUUUAUGGCUCUAGAGUUGGACCGCGCCAAUCUGUCGCAAGCACUCACAGACAAUCUGCUGCCCGAUCUGCAUCUCACGACUGAUGAUUACAAUCUUGGCAAUACUCUUUUUCGACUGAGCUUUCUUGUCGCCGAACUUCCGUCGCAACUUGUCUCCAAAUGGAUGGGCCCAGAUCGAUGGAUUCCCAUGCAAAUCAGUCUUUGGAGUCUGGUAGCCGGUGGUCAGUUUUGGCUGUCGGGAAGAAGCUCAUUCCUAGCGACAAGAGUGCUUCUCGGUGUCUUGCAGGGCGGCUUUAUCCCCGACGUUGUCAUCUAUCUUUCAUACUUUUAUAAACAUGCCGAACUAGCAGUCCGCCUCGGUUGGUUCUGGACAGCUAUGAGCUUUGCUGAUAUUCUCUCGGCCCUCUUCGCCUACGGUCUACUCCAUAUGCGUGGUAUCCAGGGUCUGGCUGGAUGGCGCUGGCUCUUUCUCAUCGAGGGACUGUUGACAUUGGUCAUUGGACUGUUGUCUUGGGUGCUGAUGCCAGCAGGCCCUUGCCAGACCGCCAGUUGGUUCCGUGGUAAAGAUGGCUGGUUCAACGAGGCGGAGGAGAAAAUUAUUGUGAAUCGUGUUAUUCGAGAGGACCCUAGCAAAAGCUCUAUGCAUAACCGAGAGCCCAUCACCCCAAGGCUUCUUUGGCAGAGCUUGAAAGAUUAUGAUCUUUGGCCAUUGUAUAUUCUUGGCCUGGUGUUCCAGAUCCCAAUGACGCCUCCUACGCAAUACCUCACUUUGACGCUUCGAGGUAUAGGCUUCGAUACCUUUGUGACCAAUCUGUUGACAAUUCCAUACACAGUUCUUCACAUGAUUACAAUGUUGGGCCUGACAUACAUGUCAGAGCGGAUCGGUCAGCUUUCGUUGUCGGCAGUCCUGGGCCAAAUCUGGGCAGUCCCCUUCCUAAUCUAUCUGAAUGUCGUCAAUACACAAGAAAUCAAUAGAUGGGUCUUUUGGGUGAUAUUAACCCUUUUGCUAAGUUAUCCGAAUGCCCACCCAAUUCAAGUCGCCUGGAACUCUCGCAAUUCAAAUGCAGUUCGAUCUCGGACAGUGUCUGCUGCCUGCUAUAACAUGUUUGUCCAAGCUGGCUCUGUCAUAUCAGCCAACAUUUAUCGCAAAGAUGAUGCGCCCCGUUAUGUCAGAGGCAAUCGCCAAUUGAUUGCGAUUCUGUUUAUGAAUAUUGUCCUGUACUUCUUGACAAAGCUAUACUAUGUAUACCGCAACAAGUCGAGAGACACAAAAUGGAACGCCAUGACCGAGGAGCAGAAACUAGAGUAUCUUGCGACGACAAAGGACGAGGGAAAUAAGCGACUAGAUUUUAGAUUUGAUCAUUAG
Molecule: messenger RNA, 1686 nt
Organism: [Torrubiella] hemipterigena
Lineage: Eukaryota; Fungi; Ascomycota; Sordariomycetes; Hypocreales; Clavicipitaceae
Source: the annotation of a GenBank genome assembly